AUGCUGGCGGAGAAAGUGCAAUUCUUCGUGGGGGAGGAGAAGUAUUGGAACUGGUUUGAUUUGGCGCUGGUCACCGAGUCCAUCAUCGGCGUGUUCUUGGAAGGAGGGCCCAGCCUUUCCUUCCUGAGAAUCUUCCGUGUCUUCCGUCUAGUCCGUGUUGUCAAGGUGGUGCGGUCAGUGAAGGCCUUGGCCCGUUUGCGGACGAUGAUUUUUGCGAUCCUUCAUUCCUUCGUCGAUCUCUUAUGGGCCUUCUUGGUCAUUGUCCUCAUCGUUUUUGUCUUCGCCAUUGUCUUCGACAAUGCCGUGGCCGAUUACUUUCUGAAGAUCAACCCCAUCGACAUCCUGGACCCCGAGAGCAAGAAGGCGCAAGAGGUCUUUAACAUGGAGCUACUCUUCGGCGACCUCUUGGAGACCAUGAUCUCCCUGUGGUCGGCGGUGAGCGGCGGCAACGACUGGAUGUUCUACGGAGACCUCCUGAGGGAAGUGCCCAUGGGCGGCAUGUACUUUGCGAUCUUCAACUUCUACGUGGCGUUCUGUGUGGUGGGCAUGUUCAACGUGGUCACUGGAGUCUUUGUGGACUCCGCAGUGUGUGUCCGGACGGGCGAUGAAGUGGUGCAAGGUUACUUGGACGAUCUGCGUCAAACGACGGAAGAGAUCAAGGGCUUUUUCAAAGAAGCCGACAUUGACGGCUCAGGAACCUUGAACUGGAGCGAAUUUCAGCAUCAUAUGCAGAACCCUGCCGUGAAGGCAUACUUCUCUGGCCUGGACAUCGACCCUGAGGAGGCCGAAAUCAUUUUCACCAUUUUGGAUGGAGACAAGAGCAAGGAGAUCAAGAUCGACGAGUUCGUGAACGGGACGAUGAAGCUCAAGGGCUCGGCGACGAAGUUGGAUCUCAUGGCGCUGAUGUAUGACCAAACCAGGCAAAACAUGAAGUUCGACGCCCUGUGCGACUUCGUGGAGGAGGAGCUUCAGGACAUCAAGCGCCGCAUGCAGGCCGCGCCGAGCCCCCGCAAUGCCUCCCGCGAGCCGCCGGGGGCACCGGCGGCGCCGCGGUUGCCGCAGCAAGUGCCGGCCUAUCGCUCCCCGCAGCGGCCGCGCCAGGUCCGCGAAGUGCGCAUCGACGCCAAUGUGCCACGAGUCAUCGACAGCAGCAUCCCCCGGGUCAUGGCCGUCCCGCGCCGGCGAUGA
Durusdinium trenchii is the source of this 1188-nucleotide messenger RNA. The record is from the annotation of a GenBank genome assembly. Lineage: Eukaryota; Dinophyceae; Suessiales; Symbiodiniaceae.